AGAGACUCAGAGAGAGAGGCAGAGAGACAAACAGACAAACAGAGAGAGACAGACAGAGAGACAGACAGAGAGACAGACAGACAAAGAGCCUGGGAGACAGACAAAGACAGACAACAGCAUGUCUCCCUCCCAGUCCUCACUACUACUGCUACUGCUGAUGGUCUCCUGCUCCUGGGCCUCACACUUUUUAGGAGGAACCAUGACCUUCAACCCCAGAGGGACCAACCCAGACGGAACCUACAGGGUGGACCUCCGUUACAAGGCAGCCCUUCUGUCUCGCGGCUGUUUUUCUGAUACCUGGUCGUGUAUCAGUGGGGACUGUGGGAAUGAGAUCAGUUUAGUGGUUAACACAGUGGACCAGGGGAUAUCUGAGGACUGGUGUCAGACAGAGGGAGUCAUGACUAGACACGUCUCCAAUAACACACAGACUUUUGAUCUGCUAUUGGAUGGCGGAAACUGGAUAGAUAAUGAUAAUUCUGUUGUUCUUUGGUGGCUGUGGACUCAUGUGGAUCUUGGGGUCAGAUCUGACACGAAGACAGUCAACCGAUCUCCACAGACCACUGUCGUACCUCUGAUGCGUGUCCCUGCUAAUUGUCCAAGAGAUUUCAACCUGUUGUCAUUUGAUCCAGACGGGGAUGAGGUCAGAUGCAGAUAUGCAGUACCAACGGACGAGUGUGUCACAUCAAGUGACCUUCCUAAUGACUUCACUCUACAAGAGAACUGCACCUUGUCAUUUUGGGGCAACAGUAAUACCACUGGAACAUAUGCAGUUCAGAUAGUGAUGGAGGAUUUCCCGACUCAGACCAUCUCUCUCUCCUAUACUGACGGAUCUCAAUCUAUCAGGACCUCAAACAACACACUCUGCAAACUACCUGUUCAGUUUGCAGUGAGAGUGGACCCCCCGGUGACAUCCUGUAUGGAGGGCUUGUACCUACCUAUGUUCCUGUCUCCAACGCCAGCCCAGGGUGCACUGCUCUACGCCUCUGCAGACCAACCCCUGGAAAUCACUGUCAGAGCACAGGCUACCCAGUCCACGGUUUCAGAGCUGUUGGUGAGUGGACCUUCCAGUAUCACAGAGAACACCACUGUCCCAGGAGAAUACCUUCUAAGGUGGACGCCCACUGAGGAUGAGGAGGGAGGGUACUAUCCUGUGUGCUUCAUCGCUCAGGGAGUGAACGACAGUUCCAUGUAUCACUCUGAGCUGCGCUGCCUGAUCGUCAGGGUUGGAAACACAAGUGCCAUCAGAACCACAGAGGAACCAACAACCUCCCCUCCUCUGGCAAUAAACCUCACAACCACAGAGGAACCAACAACCUCCCCUCCUCUGACAGUAAACCUCACAACCACAGAGGAACCAAUAACCUCCCCUCCUCUGACAACAAACCUCACAACCACAGAGGAACCAACAAGCUCCCCUCCUCUAACAACAAACCUCACAACCACAGGGGAACCAACCUCUCCUCCUCUGACAAUACAACUCACGACCACACAGAUUUCACCUGCACUUCCAAAUACCACCCAAACAACUACUGAACUCACAACCACACCCACAAAUGUCAGUACGUACGCUCCCACAACUACCACAGCACCCACAACUUUAAGUACACACCCAACCACCGAUCUCACAACCCAUAUUGUGGACGGUACAACAACGAGCAGUGGGCCUAGAUACGUUGUUGUACUGAGGAUAAAACUGUCCUCUCUGAUCCCACUAACAGAUGACUACAUCAGAAACGUGGUUUUACAGCAGCUCCGUGAGGAACUGAUCAGACAAGGGCUGCCAGGGGACUUCGCGCUACGCCUGAGAGCCACUCAUGGGAUCAGUUCCUGAGGGAGGAACAGGAAUUCAGAUCAACAUUCUUCACUCCUACUUGUCUUGUCUUCCUGGUUCUGAUUCUGCAGAAAGUUCUUCUGAAGAAGAAGUGGUUCCUUAUAAUGACAGAAUAUGGUUGAUUUGUACUAAUCUCUUGGGACAGACGCACGUAACAUGAAUUAUGAUUUUUGUUCUGGAUUGCCAGGAUUAGUUGAAUGGACUGACAGUGCUUCUGACUGGAUGUUAGUUGAAUGACUAACAUGACUGGGGUUCUUUCCUGUUUGGUAAUGUACAGAGGUAGACUGGGGUUCUUUCCUGUUUGGUAAUGUACAGAGGUAGACUGGGGUUCUUUACUGUUUGGUAAUGUACAGAGGUAGACUGGGGUUCUUUCCUGUUUGGUAAUGUACAGAGGUAGACUGGGGUUCUUUCCUGUUUGGUAAUGUACAGAGGUAGACUGAGGGUCUUUACUGUUUGGUAAUGUACAGAGGUAGACUGAGGGUCUUUACUGUUUGGUAAUGUACAGAGGUAGACUGAGGGUCUUUACUGUGUCAAGAAUGGUUGGUUGAGGCUCAGUUUUCUGUGACAUUUUAGUGACAGAGGACACCGGUAGGGAGGACCCACUUGUAAACA
Molecule: messenger RNA, 2443 nt
Organism: Oncorhynchus tshawytscha (Chinook salmon)
Lineage: Eukaryota; Metazoa; Chordata; Actinopteri; Salmoniformes; Salmonidae
Product: mucin-3A
Exons: 13
Coding region: 119-1831 (570 amino acids)
Source: RefSeq, a predicted model, not a curated record